UAACCAAUGCACAAAUCAUAAAAAAAUAAAAGAUUAACGUUGUCUUUGCCUAUGUUCUGAUUGUGUGGGCAAGACAGAUGUUUGAGUAGGCUCAACCCAACCCUGCCCAUGCCUAGAUCCGGCCCGGGUAUUACUGCAUCUUUUUGCCAUAUGGUUUAAUUACCUACCUUUGUCUGACUUCCUUCCUGCUAUUUUAAAUUUUCUGAAACACCCUUUUACACUAGUCUUGGCCUGAUCAGAUCAACAUAAAAUAUGAAAUGUAGCAAAUAUGAAAUGUAGGAGUUUGAGGACAAAAACCUACAAAAACAAUUUUUAUUGGCCAAAUGAUUUGACCACUACAGUUCAAUGAAUCAAUUUUAAGCCAAUGCAUGUACGUAAAGCGCAGUAUCUUCUGAAUGCAAGGUCAAAUGUCUACUCACUUUACAAUGCAUAGUCAGUAAGACACUCUCUGGCCAAGCUGACAUUUGUAAACAAUAUGGCUGCCACUUCUCAAUCAAUACUAAUGAGGUGGAGACUUAUUUAUUCAAACUAUUGUAACUCAUGAGUGCUUGCAUGUAUUCACACGAAACAUGACAGGCUUAUACAGGAUUGUGAGGUCACACAUUGCAGGCAGAGAUAAGGUCAGAUAACUGUUUCUGAGGAACCAUAAGUCCUAUUGAGUUAAAAAUUUGGUAUGUUGCAUCUAUCUGCUAAUCUGUAAGUGGGUAAGUGGGUGUUGACCUAAAUUAUUAAAAAAACAUGGCUGCCAUCAGCCAAUCAACUUUCAGCAGACAUUUGAUAGAAUUGAGCUAAAAUCAUGAAACGUGAAUACAAUCUCACUCAAAUUGGCCAGUGGAGGCGCUGUUCAUAAUUUUACACACAAAAAAGCAUAUCUCUUGGAAAAUAAGGUGUAGAAAGAAAUUUCUUCUUUAACUUGAUUCUAUUGCUGAAACUAUAGAAAAUUGCCUUUUGGCCCAAUUAGCCACUUCCACUCAAAUUUAUGAUAGUUUGCAUAAUAUGCUAAACUUACUUUUGCAAACUAGAUCUAGGAUUUUUGACCAGUCUUCACAAUAUCAAUGUCAUACUACUCAGGAGAGUGUGAACAAGUUCAUCAGCCAUUAUCAGCCAUUCUCGGGGUUUAUCAGCAUUUGCCAUCGUUUAUAGGCUUUUAUCAGCAUUUAUCAGCGUUGAUCAAAAUUUAUCAGCGUUUAACAGUGUUUAUAGGCCAUUAUCUGCGUUUAUCUGCCAUUAUCGGGAUUAACCAGUGUUUAUCAUCCAUUAUCUGCAUUUAUCGGCCAUUAUUGGCAUUUACCAGCGUUUAUCAGAAAUUAUCAAUGUUCAUCGGUUAUUAUCAGGGUUUAGCAGCCUUUGUCAGUAUUUAUCAGCCAUUCUUGGCAUUUAUCAGCGUUUACCAGUGUUUACUGUCGGCCAUUAUCAUCAUUUUCCAGCGUUUACCGGCAUUUAUCAGCAUUAACUGGAGUUUACCAGCGUUUAUCAGCCAUCAUCAGCAUUUAUUGGCAUUUACCAGUGUUUAUCAGAGUUUAUCAGCCAUUAUCAGCAUUUAUCAGCAUUUACCAGCCGUUAUCAGCAUUUAAUGGUAUUUCCCAGCAUUUAUCAGCCUUUAUCAGCAUUUACCAAUAUUUACCAGCAUUUACCAGCCAUUAUCAGCAUUUGACGUGUUUACCAAUAUUUAUCAGCCUUUAUUGGCGUUUAUUGGAGAUUAUUAGCAUUUAUUGGUCAUUAUCAGUGUUUAGCAGCCUUUAUCAGCGUUUAUUGGCCAUUAUCAGCCAUUUUAAGUGUUUACUGGUGUUUAUCAGCGUUAACUGGUGUUUACCAGAGUUUAUCAGCCAUUAUCAGCGUCUUCUAGCAUUUAUCAGCCAUUAUCAGCAUGUAUCAGUGCUUAUCGGCCGUUAUCAAUGUUUUCCAGUAUUUAUCGGCCUUUAUCAGCAUUUAUUUGCUGUCAUCGGCGUUUGCUGUCAUCGGUGUUUACCAGCGUUUAUCAGGAAUUUGUAUAUCAAAUUUCAAUAUUUCCAUAUUUCAAAUUUCGAAUAUCGAGUCUAUAUCGGCAGUAUUAGUGUUUGUCAGCGUUUUCUAGCCAUUAUCUGCAUAUUACCAGUGUUUACCUGUGUUUUUCAGCCAUUAUCAGCACUUGUCAGCAUUUACCAGCCGUUAUCAGCAUUUAAUGGUGUUCACCAGCAUUUAUCAGCCUUUAUCAGCCUUUAUCAGUGUUUACCAGCAUUUACCAGCCAUUAUCAGCGUUUGACAGCGUUUACCAGUGUUUAUCAGACUUUAUUGGCUUUAUCAGAAAUUAUCAGCAUAUAUCGGCCGUUAUUAGCAUUUGUCAGCAUUUACCGGCCAUUACCAGCUUUUAUUGGGCAUUAUUGGCAUUUGUCAGUGUUUCCCAAAUGAGCGUUUACCAGUGUUUAUAAACCAUAAUCAGCAUUUAAUAGCGUUUACCAGCCAUUAUCAGCAUUUAUAGUGUUUACCCACCAUUAUCAGCACACUGAAAGCUUUUGUCAGCCAUUAUCAGCAUUUUCCAGCCAUUAUCACUGUAUUACCAGCAUUUACCAGUGUUUAUCAGCCAUUAUCAGCAUUUAUCAGUGUUUAUAAAUUUAGUUAGAAUGCGUAAAGUUUGGUAGUGUUUGUUACCUCUUCUUGUUCAGUUAGUAUUACCAGUUCCCUCUCAACCCUACUUAAACUCACUCUUGACGAGGCUGCGGACAUGUGCCUCAAACCUAUCUCUGUUAUCACAUCACACAGACCCAGAAGCUCUCAUCCACAAACCAGAGGCCAAACUACUAGUAACCUCAUCUACCCUCCACUGUUGUCUCUGUCUCAAACAGUGGUGGUAGGGGGCUCCAGAACUGCCAGUCUGCCACAGAACUCGGCUAAACUGGCUGCUCUAUCCUCUGCUUAUGCUUUCUUGCACACUCAAUGAGAAACUGGCAGGGGUGGUGGUACAGAUUUGCUGCUGUCUUGGAGAUGGUGGUUCACACCUCUCCUCUCUCAACAUCUCAUCUUUCGAAUUGCAUGCAGUGAUAGUUACCGCUCCGAUCAACCUUCUCAUCGUCAUCUACUGCCCUCCUGGUCCCCUAGGAGAAUUUCUUGAAGAAGUGGACAUGCUCCUCAGUCAUUUCUCUACUGACAGCACCUGUCUCAAUGUGCUCAAAGACUUCAACCUCCCCUCCAACAAGCUCCAGUCCUCUUUUGACUCACAGACGUGGAUCAUACCUCAAAGAGGUGUACAACAUAGACAUGUGACUUAUCAAAAUGCUCAGCUCAAUGAGGAAAAUUGCAUUAUGGGUAUUCUAGUGACAUCAUGUGCAUGUCACUUGCAUAUCACAUGCAUGUGAACAUAGACAUGUGGAUAUAUAAGUGGAUAAUAAGUGUGGCGUCAUGUGCAUGUCACACGCACGUCAUGUGGAAUCACAAAAAUACAACAGACAUUUGACAUAUCAAAAUGUUCGGCUCAGUGAGGAGAAUUGCAUUGUGGGUAUUCUAGUGAUGUCAUGCACAUCACGUGCACAUUAACACCCAAAAUAAGUGGAAUCACAAAAUUGCCACAACAGAGACAUGUGACAUAUCAAAACACUUAAUUCAAUGAGGAGAAUUGCAUUAUAGGUAUUCAGACUGCCAUAGAGCCUCUUAUAUUAAAAACCUGAGUUAAAUAGUCAUUACAGCUACCUAUAUAGAACUAACAAACACUUACACCAGGGAUGGCGAACCCGCGGCUCGCGAGCUGCUUGCGGCUCUUUCACUGCUCUUGUGCGGCUCUUCAAUCCACAUGUUCUGUGUUUACAAUCGCAAUUUAUUUUUAAAAUGUCAAAACUUAAUUUUGCAAUAAAGGGGUAUGUAUUUAAAUGCAUUUGCCGAAUCUAAUUUAGAUUUUUAAUAUGUAUUAUUAUUAUUAUUUUUUUUUUUUUCACAACCUCUCGCGCCAUUUAACAUACGUUAGCCAAUUGACUAACACGAUUGACGUGAAGUUCGUUAGUAUCAAUCGUCAUGGGAAGAGUCAGGGAAGCGUACAGCUAAACGUAAAUACGAAGAUGAGCACAGAACAUUUUUAUCUGAAUGAGGAUUUAUAUUUUUUUGUUGAAAGAAAUGGAAAGCCAUUCUGCUUGAUAUGCCAGACUUCACACAUGCGCCAUUUCACUUCACUCCAUCCUACCGUAGCCCGGGAAUUUCCCAAAGGCAGUGAACUUCGCAAGCACAAGGUAAAGACACUGAAAUGUCAGUCAUAAAAGCAAACUCAGCUUUUCCGAAAAUUUAGCAAGCAUCUGUGAGUAACUUUUUUCGACACUAAAACAAGUGAAAUCAAAGCAUCACUCUGUUCUUACUGACACACAUGUGAAAGAGUUACUACGAGUAGCCACAACUGAAUACAAGCCAGACCUAAAAAAGAUUGUGGAAACCAAGGACUGUCAGGUGUCCCACUGAGUCAAGUAAAAGGAGGUUCGCCACCCCUGACUUACACACAUGUAGCUCCCCGUAAUGACUGGAGUGAUGUCAGAGCAACAGUUUGGGACUCAAUUUGUGUGCAGUGUGGUGGCAUCUCAUGUCAGUCACGUGCCUACUACCAGUCUCAGCUUUGUGUGGAUCGCCCCACCACCUGGCACAGGCUGUAUAAAUUUCUUGGCUACAGCUAUGCAUCGUGGACAGAUAAUUUUUAAGGACACUCUGGCCAAACAGCUAUGUGAACUGGAAGCUCCCACAGAACCUCCACUGCAGCCUAGUUUAGCUGAAAUACAUGGAAUCCAUGCAGUUCUUCGUGAUGAUUUUGACUCUAAUCGGCAAGGAGCACUAGAUGCCAAUAUCUGGUCAAACUGUAGUAACUGUGAAGUGGGGGAGCAGUGUGGUGUGCUCUUGUAUGGUAAAGCAGUCACUUUCUGUGAACCCUUUGGGGAAAGAGAACUGAUCACAGUGGCUCUUAAUACAAGCACUGCCUCAGUACUACAAUUUGCACUGGGCUCUGGAUCCUGCCGUUUCAGUUAUUUAGAUCCCAGCAUAAUUGUCUCCUAUAGACUGAACAAUUCAAGUGGCUGGACCACCUUGGAGAAGAUCAGAGCGCCCACAAACAGCAGUACAGUGGUACAUCUACUUACAGUGCCACCAAGCUGCAAGGGCGAGGCUGUGUACCUGAGGUGGUCCCAGGAGGCUGCAUUGGGGCCUAUUGGCUAUGAGUCUUGCUGGGGACUGGAUAACAUACUGCUGGUCAACAUGGCCCACAAACCCACCUUACUGGAGGAUAACCUUGAUCCUCCUGAUACUGCCAACUGGAUCUUUUUUCCUGGAGCAAUUGUAAAGCAUGCCUGUCAGUCAGAUGGGAGCUCCAUGUAUUUCAAUGGUGGACAGGGAGUAGGACAUAGCUAUGCCUCCACCCGGGACAUUGAUCUCCACCGAGAAGAAGGACACCACUACUGGGAGGAGGACUUUGAGAGCCCACCUAAUGGAUGGAAUAUUGAGGGAGCAGUGUAUGGCACUCAGUGUGGAGAAAUUGAGUCAGGUUCUGCACUAGUGUUCCUUGGGUAUGGAAACAGGAAAGUGUGCACCCCCUACCUGGAUACAACCAUGUACGGCAAUUUACGCUUCCACUUCACUAUGGGUGCAGGAGAAUGCGAUCCAGGGGAGUCACAUGAUAAUGAUGUUAUCCUUUUUGGUCGAUCAGAAGGCAGAAGACAACAUGUUCUGUUAGACACACUUCCAUUUUCAGCCUACAAGACCCCUUCUGUGGUGUCGGUGGCUUUGCCUACAGACCUUCAGACUCCUGUGACUCAGUUCUGUCUGGAACAGAGGUUUCAUGCGGGAGCCAAUCGUCAUGUCUGGGCAAUGGAUUACCUGCAGCUUCUGCCAGUGAUGCCUGGUGUCCACACACAUAUGGCCCAGUUUUCUAUUAAUCUUGGAUGUGGCUCCUACCAGCCUACCAACAGUGUCAAUUUGGAGUUCUCAACCAAUCAGGGUCGAUCCUGGUCCCUUUUGCACAUGGAGUGUCUGCCUGAGUUAUGUUCUGGAUCACAUGUUCCCCACAGCACAAUCUACUCAUCUGACAACUACAAUGGAUGGACAAGGAUUUCUAUACCUCUUCCCAAUGCUGCCCUCACAGAGAGCACUCAGUUUCGCUGGAUACAGACUGGAAUUGGAAUUGGCAAUAUGUGGGCCAUCGACAAUGUAUAUAUCGGCCCAGCCUGCCUCCGUUUUUGCUCAGGGAGAGGACAAUGCUCACGCAGUGGAUGCAAGUGUGACUCAGGUUUCAGCGGGCAAGCUUGUGAGCUAGCUACUCAGACUUUUCCUGCAUUUCUGUCAGAGGGAUUUUCUAGUCCAAGGCUCUCCUCUUACCACAGUUUCUCCUCUCUGCAUGGGGCAGAGGUCAGCUUUGGCUGUGGGGUUUUAGCCAGUGGGAAGGCCUUGGUCUUCAACAAAGACAGCAGGAGACAUUUGGUUACUGCUCUACUAGAUGGCUCUCAGGCCAGGUACCUGCAGUUCACUCUGAGGUUGGGCAGCCGUAGUACCCUUAGUUCCUGCCCUGCCCCAGAUCAGCCUGGGGAGGGAUUGUUACUCCAUUACUCAUCUGAUAAUGGCAUCACCUGGAACCUGCUACAGCAUUACUCUUAUGAAGGCUUCCAUGAGCCCAGGAUUGUGUCAGUAGAGCUCCCACCUGGUGCACAGAAAUUUGGGGUACAGUUCCGCUGGUGGCAGCCACACCACUCGGGCAGUGGACAGGAUGUUUGGGCACUGGAUGAGAUCAGCAUGACAUCUGUGCUCUUUAACACCAUCAGUCUGGACUUCAGCAAUGUGUUGGAUGUCACACAAAGUCUGGGUUUCUACCUGGGACGUGUGCAGCCCUACUGCCAGCAUGAUUGGACUCUCAGUUUCUCUGGAGAAAGUACCCUUGGUUCCAGUAUUCGCUAUGUGGAGACUCAAUCCAUGCAGAUCGGGGCUUCCUACACAUUACAGUUUUCCCUGAUAAUGGGCUGUGGUCACAAGCCUUCACCCCACAUUGACACACGGGUUCGACUGGAGUUCUCUACCAAUCAUGGUUUGACCUGGCACCUAGUAAAACAGAUAUGUCUUCCAGGCAUGCCUAGCUGCCCUGAGUUCACUGCCCCCAGUGUCUACCAUCCUUCUGAGUUCAUUACUUGGAAAAGAAUUACCCUUCCUCUCCAUCAAAAAACAUGGUCUAGUGCCACACGAUUUCGCUGGAUCCAAAACUUCUAUGGUGAGCAAGAUGAGUGGGCCUUAGACAAUAUCUACAUUGGGCAACAGUGUCCCCUAAUGUGCUAUGGACAUGGCUGGUGUGACCAUGGUCACUGUAGGUGUGAUGAUGGCUUUUCUGGUACAGAUUGCCAGCCUACCUCACCGCUGUCCUCCAGUGUCCUGUCAGACUUUGAGUCCCUGGAAGCACUAAGGACCACAUGGCAGGAGGUUAUUGGUGGAGAGGUGAUGACCCCUGACCAGGGUUGUGGUGUUGUAUCAUCUGGAUCUUCUUUAUAUUUUAGCAAGGCUGGACCAAGACAGCUAGUCAGCUUGAACCUGGACACAGAAUGGGCAGAGUUUGUGCAAUUCUACUUGCGUGUGGGUGGUGACUGGGUGGAGUGUAACCAACCUGACAGCAGGGAGGAAGGAGUGCUUCUACAGUAUAGUAACAAUGGUGGCAUUAGCUGGGGUCUAAUCGCAGAACUGUACUUCACUGACUUUACCAAGCCUCGGUUUGUCCAUUAUGAGCUACCGCUGGCUGCUAAGACGCCAUGUACGCAGUUCCGCUGGUGGCAACCCCUUCAUUCGGGUGAGGGUUAUGACCAAUGGGCUAUUGAUGAUGUCAUCAUUCUCUCUGAGAGGGAGAAACAUGUCAUUCCAAUGGCUAAUCCUACUCUUCCACAGAACUUUUAUGAGAAGCCAGCAUUUGAUUACCCACUGAACCAAAUGAGUGUCUGGCUGAUGCUGGGUAAUGAGGGAAUGGACAAGGAACAAAAUGGUAGUUUUUGUGCCCCCACACCUUCAGCCAUGGUAUUUGGAAGAUCAGAUGGGGAUAGAGUAGCUGUGACCCGAGACAUUGCCCUCCGGCCUGGCUACACAUUGCAGUUCAAGUUGAACAUUGGCUGCAAAUUAGAGUUCAGUGCCUCGGCGCCCGUAAUGCUCCAGUAUUCCCAUGAUGCUGGGCGCACAUGGGCUCUGGUCCGAGAGGGCUGUUUCCCAGGCUCCUCUGGAAUAGCAGGCUGUAAAGGAAGUGGGCAUGAGUUUACAGAGCCCACUGUCUACAAUACAGGAGACUAUGAGCGCUGGACCAGAGUUACAGUUGUAAUUCCACGCAAUGUGGCUGCAAGUAAGACACGUUUUCGCUGGAUCCAAGAAAGCAGUGUCCAUCAGGAUGCUCCUGCAUUUGCCUUGGACAGUGUCUACAUCUCUGAUCCUUGUCCCAAUUAUUGUGGGGGUCAUGGGGACUGCAUAUCUGGAGUCUGCUUCUGUGACAUGGGAAUGGAAGUGGAACAGGACAGUUGUGUGCCCUCUGUGCCCAGCCCCACUGAGCUGUUUGAGGAUUUUGAAGGAAAGUUAAGUCCUCUCUGGCAAGUUAUUAAGGGGGCUCAGAUAGGGGAUGGUUGUGGUACCAUCAGUGAGGGAAAGACCCUCUACUUUGGCAGUUCUGGGCGGCGAGAGGCUCGCACUGUGCCACUGGACACCACCAGCACUCGACUUGUUCAAUUCUACACUCGGAUUGGUGGGAAGAACAUGGGCCCAACCUGCACCAGGCCUCACUCUGGCAAUGAAGGGGUGAUUGUCCAGUACUCCACUAAUAACGGGGUGCAGUGGGAAUCCUUGCGUGAGUUAGAAUUUGGCUCGUUUCUAGAACCACAAGUGGUGACCAUCGAACUGCCUUCUCAAGCAAAGAUGCCUUACACUGUGUUCCGCUGGUGGCAACCCGAACAAGGAAAACACUCGGCCCAGUGGGCAAUUGAUGAUGUUCUGAUUGGUAUGAAUGAUAGCUCCAGAACUGGCUUUCAUGAAAAGUUUGAUGGCACAUCACCCUUAAGGCACAACUGGUUCAGAAUAGUUGGUGGAUUGGUGACAGUUGAUUGUCUGUCCUUGGACACAGCCCUGAUCUUCCACUCUGAUUUAGAAAACAAGGGUCUCCGCUAUGCUGAGAGUUGGGAUUUUGAGGUGUCAGCUUCCUCAUUUCUGCAGUUUGAUCUGUGCAUGGGAUGCAGUAAGGCCGUGACACCAACCCAUGGUGUCCACCUGGAGUUCUCCACUGACUGUGGCCACCACUGGACAUUGGUAACACCUGAAUGUGUACCGCCUGCUAUUGGAUGUGCCAGAUAUACUCAGAGCUCCAUCUAUAGUACUCCCCAGUAUUCCCAGUGGAGGAGGGUCACUGUGUAUCUACCCAGUGCUGCCAAUUCUCCUAGAACAAGGUUCCGCUGGAUCCAGCCUCACUUCACUCCUGGAGCAGACAGCUGGGCUCUGGACAAUGUGCUACUCGCAUCUGGCUGCCCCUGGAUGUGCUCAGGGCAUGGCCUGUGUAACAAUGGACGCUGCAUAUGUGACAGAGAUUAUGGUGGUGUUCAUUGUGUACCCAUGGCUCCUCUGCCAUUUGUACUUAGGGAAGACUUCAAUGAGAAUCUGGAUCCAGAGAUUUGGCCUGAGAUGUAUGGAGCAGAACGUGGCAUGUUGAGUGGAGAGCCUCUUAAAUCAGGCACUGCUCUUAUCUUCAAAGGCGAAGGAUUGCGCAUGCUGGUUUCACAGGAUCUGGACUGCACAAGCAAUCUGUAUAUCCAGUUUUCAUUUAAAUUUAUCACAAAAGGAAUCCCUGAGCGUUCUCACUCCGUGUUGCUGCAGUAUUCAGUGAAUGGAGGCAUUAUCUGGAUACUGUUGCAUGAGUUCUACUUCCCUUCCUCAACUGACACUCUGUUUCUGCAUCUGCCACUGCCUCAGAGUGCUCAGACUAAUGCUACACGCUUCAGACUGUGGCAGCCUUACAAUAAUGGCAAAAAGGAGGAGGUGUGGGUCAUUGAUGAUCUCAUCAUUGAUGGCCACUCUUUGAACAAUUUUCCAAUUCUAUCAGAGAGUUUUGAGAGUGGGCCUCAGGAGUCGAACUGGCUGUUCUACCCAGGGGGCAACAUUGACCACUACUGUCUUUACCAUAAAGCAAGACUGGAGGAUGACUCAGCCAUGGUAUUUAUGUCUAGUGAACUGGGAGAACAUUCCAUCACCACUAGAGAUAUUGAUGUCAAUGAGAACACAAUUAUCCAGUUUGAGAUCAACGUGGGCUGUACAGCAGUAAGCUCUUCAUUACAUUCUGUGCAUCUGGAGUUCUCCCGUGACUUUGGGGCCACAUGGCACCUUGUAGUUCCUUUGUGCACAGGUGGUCCAAUACCCAAUGCUCUUUGUUCAGUUGAACUCCACCCAGCCAGCAUCUACUACCCUGGCACCUUUCGGGGCUGGAGGAGGGAGGUGAUUCACUUUGGAAAACUGCAUCUAUGUGGAUCUGUGCGGUUUCGUUGGUACCAGGGGUUCUAUUUGGUUGGAAUGGCACCUCCAACCUGGGCCUUGGACAAUGUUUACAUUGGUCCUCAGUGUCAAGAUAUGUGCAGUGGCCAUGGGACAUGUGUGAGGGGCACCCGCUGUAAGUGUGACUCCGGUUACUCUGGUCCAGACUGCUCUAUUCCAGAUGUGCCAAAUCCAGACUUCCUGAAAGAAGAAUUUGAAGAUGAUACUUCAGAAGCUGAGAAUUUCAAAGUGGUGAGUGGUGGAAAGCCCUCUAGGAAGUGUGGCAUCAUGGCCAGCGGAAACCACCUGUUCUUUAACGAGGAUGGAUUACGCAUGUUAGAAACUAUAGACAUGGAUCUGUCUAAUGCCAGGUUUGUACAGUUCUUUUUGCGUUUGGGUUGUGGAAAAGCUUCUCCUGACCCACGUUCCCAGCCUGUGCUGCUCCAGUUUUCAGUGAAUGGAGGGUUAUCCUGGAACCUGCUACAGAAAUUCUUCUACACUAAUAGCAGUAAUCAGGCUGAGCUUGUCGCCCUAGAGAUCCCACUGCAAGCCCGCACCAAUGAAACUCGCCUACGUUGGUGGCAGCCAUCAGAAAAUGGAUACUUCCACAGUCCCUGGGUCAUUGAUAAGGUGGUGGUGGGUGGCAGUGCAAGUGGCUGGGGCCCUCUGGAGGAUAACUUCUCCACCACAGAUGAACGUUUGUGGCUUCUUCAUCCUGGUGGCACACGCAUGCCUGUGUGUGGCUCUGAUGGCAAUGCAUUUGCUUUCAUUGAAAAGUCUAACACUCGCUAUGCUGUCACCACUGAUAUCAGUGUAGCACAGGAUGCCUUGAUCCAGUUUGACUUCUCAGCUUCCUGCUCUGUCACCUCUUCCUGCUAUUCGGUGGAAUUAGACUACUCACUUGACCUUGGACUUACUUGGCAACCUCUCUUAAGAGACUGUUUAUCCACAAGUCCUGACUGUUCCUCCUACACCCUUCAAAGGAUGUUAGUGUCAGACACCUACAACAAAUGGGGCAGAAUUACCUUACCCAUCCCAGCCUAUGCCAGGUCUCCAGCCACACGAUUCCGAUGGCUUCAGCAGGCUCCAUUUGACAAGCAGCAAACCUGGGCUUUGGACAACCUUUAUAUUGGAGAUGGUUGUCCUGAAAUGUGCUCUGGUCAUGGUCGUUGCAAGCAUAAUUCAUGUGUGUGUGACCCAGAAUGGGGAGGUGGGUACUGUGAAAAAGCCCUAGUGCCCCUCUUGUCCCAGGUAAAGGACAGCUUUAGUCGUGCCCCCUCCCUCAAUCACUGGCGUCUAUUAACUGGUGGAAAACUGAGUACAGUGUGUGGGGCUGUAGCGUCAGGUACAGCGCUCCACUUUAGUGGGCUCUGUACUCGUCAGCUGGUAACUGUGGAUAUGAACUUGACCAACGCUGAAUUUGUACAGUUCUACUUCAUGUAUGGCUGCAUGGCCCCCCCUACCAGCCGAAACCAGGAUGUCUUCCUGGAGUUCAGCCUAAAUGGAGGCAUCAGCUGGAGUUUACUGACUGAGAUAAUCUAUGACCAAUACAGCAAGCCAGGUUUUGUGAAUGUACUGUUGCCCCCUACUGCCCAGGCAGUGGGAGUGCAGCUCCGCUGGUGGCAGCCACAGCACAAUGGAGCAGAGCGUGCGGACUGGGCACUAGACAAUGUGCUUAUUUCUGGCUCAGAUACACAUGCUCAGAUCUCAGACACAUUUGGUGGAGUUGCACUACCCAGUCACGAGAGAUCUCCAGCUGAUGGAAUACUGACUGGCCACAUUGGGACAGUAAGCCAAGAUGAAAAGAGCAUCAGCAGAAGAGUAAGUGACCACUGGCUCUUCUCAGAGGAUUGCUCUGUACAACAAUUCUGCCUCUCACCAGAUGAGGUAAUGGUAUGUGGCAAAGCAGAUGGCCAAGAGGUGUAUGCUGUUACACGUGACAUCAUCCCAGACAAAGACUGGGUCAUGCAGUUUAAGAUUGCAGUUGGCUGCAAUGUGCCAGAGAGACAUGCCGAACGACAUGUCCAUGUACAAUAUUCAGUAGACUUUGGUGUAUCCUGGAAGUACCUGGUGCCACAGUGCCUUCCAGCUAACUCUCACUGUGGGGGACAAGUGUCCCAGCCCUCUGUCUUCUUUCCUACAGAAGGCUGGAAGAGAGCUGUUUAUCCUCUGCCUGACAGCCUUACAGACACAGCUGUUCGGUUCCGGUUCUACCAAAGACAUUCAGACACACAAUGGGCAGUAGGUAACAUUUACAUUGGACCUGCAUGUGAGAACCACUGCGGAGGUCAUGGCGACUGUCUAGAUCAGCGCUGCCUCUGUGAUCCAGGAUUUUCUGGACAGAACUGUUAUGCUAACUCUGUUUUGAAGGCAACCCUAAAGGAACGUUUUGAAUGGCAGGGGUUCCAUGGUUCACAGUGGCAAAUUUUGGAGGGAGGUCAUCCAUGCACAGACUGUAGAGCACUGGUUGAGGGGAAAGCCCUGUAUUUUAGUGGAGCUAAUACUAGGCAGGCUGUCACCGCUGACCUUGAUCUACGUGGAGCCAAGUUUGUAGAGUACUGGACCAGAAUUGGAAGUGAAGACAAUAUGACUAUAUGCCAUUAUCCAUCUUGUAGAGAAGAAGGUGUAUUACUGGAUUAUUCAUCUGAUGGAGGUAUAUCAUGGACACUCCUUCAUGAGAUGGAUUAUUUGAAGUAUUUGUCAGUAAGGAGAGAUUACAUUCUGUUGCCGGAGGGAGCUCUGACAAAUGCUACACGCUUGCGCUGGUGGCAGCCAUUCAAGGUGUCUUCAGGUUUGGUAACCCCCAAUCCUGACCGUGCUCAGUGGGCCCUAGAUAACAUUCUGGUUGGAGGCUCUGAAAUCAACCCCAGCACCCUCCUGGAUACGUUUGAUGAAGAGGGUAUAUCUCAUGAAGAAAAAUGGAGUUUCUAUCCAAAUGGUGUGCGAACAGCUGGUUUUUGUGGCAAUCCUUCAUUCCAUCUCUACUGGCCCAAUAAAAACCAGGAUGGAACCUACAACAUCUUGGCUACUCAAGAGCUAAUUGUCCAACCAGGAUACAUCUUGCAGUUCAAGAUUGUGGUAGGCUGUGAAGCAGAAAGCUGUGAAGAUCAUCAUCCAGUGCUUCUACAAUACAGAAAAGAUGCCAGGUCAGACCUUUGGCACUUGGUACAGUCUGCAUGUCUCCCCUCUUCGGUGAAUAAUGUGGGGUGUUCUCCUUUCCAGUUCCAUGAAUCCAGCAUCUACAGCCCAGUUAACAGCUUAGUAUGGACCAGAGUUACUUUGCAGCUACCUGAUCAUGUCUCUUCUGGUGCAACACAGUUCCGCUGGAUUCAGAAAGAGGAUGCUGGUGAGCGACAUGGCUGGGGAGUCGAUAAUGUCUACAUUGGCGAAGCUUGUCCAGGUCUUUGCAGUGGACAUGGGUACUGUACCACUGGAGCAGUCUGCCUUUGUGAUGAAGGGCACUAUGGUGAUGAUUGCUCCCUGUGGAACAGUGAUCUUCCCAACUCCAUCAAGGACAACUUUGAGUCUGGGUCUGUGUCUGAGGACAGCUGGAGUGUAAUUCAGGGUGGAGGGGUUAGCAGUGGCUGUGGCCAGCUUUCUCCACAUGCCCAUGGAGACUCCCUGUAUUUUAAUGGCUGCAAAAUGAGACAGGCCAUCUCCAAACCUCUGGACCUUUCCAGGGCCAGCAAGAUCAUGUUUGUGCUACAAAUUGGGAGCAUGUCACAGACAGACAGCUGUAACUCGGCAUUGAACCAGGUUGACACUGCUGAUCGGGCCGUGCUGCUCCAAUACAGUGUCAACAAUGGAGUCAGAUGGCAUGUCAUUGCCCAGCACCAGACUAAAGACUUCAUCAAAGCCCAGAGAGUCUCCUACAACAUUCCGCUUGAAGCCCGUGUGAAAGGGGUGCAGUUGCGAUGGUGGCAGGCACGUCAUGGUGGUACAGGGAAAGACCAGUGGGCUCUGGACCAUGUGGAAGUUGUUCUCUCCCGUAAACAAAACUACAUGAUGAACUCUGCCAGACAGUCUGGUCUACACCACUACUAUAGCAGGAAGAGGAGGACAUUACUACACUUCACCUACUAGAAAGCAGUCACACUGAAACUUACAUUCUUUUCUGAUGAGACUAGUGGAUUUCUGUCAGAGCAACACAGCCCUUUCAAAAUGAGACUGAUCAAAACCUUAACAGGAAGGAGUGAAAGAAAGUUAAAAAAAAAAAGUAGCUAUUUACGUUUCAUGAGCAUGCAGGUUUUAUAAUUUAUUCUAGUGCUAUGAUAUCUCCUAAGGCAUGUCUCACAAAGCAGGAUUUCACACCCAUCUGUUGCCAUCUGUGACAAUAAUGCAAAUGUUAAUAUUAUAUUUGGUUUGACUGAAUAUAUGUGACCAUAAACCUGUAGCCUGUAGAAGUUACUGUAAUGCUUUACCAGUUUUGCUUGACUUGUACACCUGCUGGAGGACGAGGCCACAAGUUCAGAGACUAUGGAGGACUUGAUUGUUUUAGAAUACAGUGCUAUGCAGAAGUCUUAGGCACCCUAUUAUAUGUUUUAUCGCAUCAGUAAAAAAGAGCAAUUUUUAGAUUUUCAAACAUUUUUUCCUCAGAAAAAAAAUAUAUAUAUUGAAAUAUAUUGAUUGAAAUGUAGACUUUCAGAUUUAAUUCAAGGGGUUUAACGAAAAUAUUGCAUUAACUCUUUAGGAAUUACAACCAUUUUUUACAGAGCCCCUCAAUUUUCACAGGCUCAAAAGUAAUUGGACAAUUGACUGAUAAGCAGAUUCAUGGCCAGGUGUGGCCUGUUUCCUUGUUAUUCCAUGACAAACUAAGGAGACAAAAGGUCUGGAGUUGAUUCCAAAUGUUGAAUUUACAUUUGAUAGCUGUUCAUGGGAACUCUCAAUAUGCGGCCAAAAGAUGUUUCAAUGCAAGUGAAGGAGGCCAUCAUUAGGCUGAAAAAAUAAAACAGACCUAUCAUCAAGAUAGCAGAAAAUUUAGUAGUGGCCAAAUCGACAAUUUAGUACAUUCCUAAACAGAAGAAAUGUGCUGGCAAGCUCAGCAACACUAAAGGCCUGGAAGACCAUGGAAGACAACUAAAGUAGAUGAUCACAGAAUUCUUUCCUUGAUGAAGAAGAACCCCUUCACAACAUCUAGCCAAGUCAAGAACACUCUGGAAGAGGUAUGCAUAUCUUUUUCAUAGUUUACAUUCAAGAGAAGCCUUCAUGAAUGCAAAUACCUCAAAAUGCAAGCCACUGGUAACACUCAAGAGCAGAAAGGCCAGAUUAGAUCUGACCAGGUCUGAUGCAAUAUUAACUUGUACCAGAAUGAUGGGAGGAGAAGAGUAUGGAAAAGGAAAGGAAGGGCUCAUGAUGCAAAGCAUACCACAUCAUCUGUCAAACAUGUUGAAGGAGUGUUAUGGCAUGGGCAUGUAUGGCUGCCAUUGGAACUGGGUCACUUGUGUUUAUUGAUGAUGUGACUGCCAAUAGUAGCAGGUAGCAGGAUGAAUUCUGAAGUGUAUAGAGCUAUACUUUCUGCUCAGAUUUAGUCAACUGCUGCCAAACCAAUAGGACAGCGCAUCACAGUACAGAUGGAUAAUGACCCAAAAUGUACCGCAAAAGCAACCCAAGGCAAAGAAAUAAAAUUAAAUGUUAUUAAAUGUCCUAUGACCUCAACCCAAUUGAGCAUGCUUUUCACUAACUGAAGACAAAACUGAGGCAGAAUGCCCCACAAACAAGCAGCAACUGAAGGUGGCUGCAGUAAAGGCCUGGCAAAGCCUCUCAAGGGAGGAAACUCAGCAUUUGAUGAUGAAAAUUUAUGAUUAUGUUAGUUUGUCCAAUUACUUUUCAGCCUGUAAAAUGGAGGGACUCUGUAAAAGAUGGCUGUAAUUCCUAAACGGUUAAUGUUUAAUUAAGGUUAAUUAAGGUUAAGUUUUGUUAAACCCCUCAAACUAAAACAUCUUCAUUGCUUCAUUUCAAAUCCAUUGUGGUGGUGUACAGAGGCAAAAUUAUGAAAACUAUGCCACUGUCCAAAUUUUUAUGGACUGACAUGGACUGACUUAUUGGACUGAGCAUCUCCAAAAUGGCAGGUCUUGUGGGGUGCUUCCAGUAGACAGUGGUUAGUACCUACCAAAAUUGGUCCAAGGAAGGACAACCAGUGAACCGGCAACAGGUGUCAGAACACACAGUGCACCGCAGCUUGCUGCUUGUGAGGCUGCAUAGCUGAAGACCAGUCAGAGUGCCCAUCCUGACCCCUGUACACUGCCAAAAAGUGCCUACAAUGGGUACAUGAGCAUCAGAACUGAACAAUUGAGCAAUGAAAAAAGGUGGCCUGGUCUGAUGAAUCAUGUUUUCGUUUACAUCAUGUGGACUGCCAGAUUUGUGUGUGUCAUGUAGCUGGGGAAGAGAUAGCACCAGGAUGCACUAUGGGAAGAAGGCAAGCUGGUGGAGGCAGUGUGAUGCUCGGGGCAAUGUUCUGCUGGGAAAUCUUGGGUCCUGGCAUUCACGUGGAUGUUACUUUGACAUGUACUAGCUACGUAAACAGUGUCAUAGACCAAGUACACCUCUUCAUGGCAACGGUAUUCCCUAAUGACAGUGGCCUCUUUCAGCAGGAUAAUGCACCCUGCCACACUGCAAAAAUGCUUUGAGAAACAUGACAAAGUGUUCAAGGUGUUGACUUGGCCUCCACAUUCCCCAGAUCUCAAUCCGAUCAAGCAUCUGAUCGGAUCAAGGAGGACCCACCUCACAACUUACAGGACUUAAAGGAUCUGCUGCUAACAUCUUGGUGCCAGAUACCACAGCACACCUUCGGAGGUCAUGUGGAGUCCAUGCCUCGACAGGUCAGAGCUGUUUUGGUGGCACAAGUGGGACCUACACAAUAUUAGGCAGGUGGUGUGUGUGUUUCAAGGGGGGAUAUAUUAGGUAGCAAGUGAACAGUCAUUUCUCAAAAUUGAUGUGUUAGAAGCAGGAAAAAUGGGCAAGCGUAAGGAGCUGAGUAGCUUUGACAAGGGCAAAUUGUGAUGGCUAGAUGACAGGGUCAGCAUUUCUGCAAAAUGGCAGGUCUUAUUGGGUGUUCCUGGUAUGCAGUGGUUAGUGCCUACCAAAGGUGGUCCAAGGAAGGAUAACCAGUGAAGACCAAAGGCUAGCCCAUCUAUUCUGAUCCCACAGAAUCCUGUAGCACAAAUUGCUGAAAUUGGCUGUGAUAGAAAGGUGCAUCGCAGCUUGCUGCGUAUGGGACUGCGUAGCCAUGGACCAGUCAGAGUGCCCAUGUUGAUUGUCUGAAGGUGGCCAUGUUUUUGAAGUAAUUCAGUGAUGAUUAAAUAUCCAGUUGUGAACUAGUCCUAAGAUUUCUGGCCAAUCUUAACAAAUUUGGUAUCAGACUACUCAGGAAAAGGUAAAACUGAAAUAAUGAUCAAAAACUAUCUUUGUACUUUGAGAUACAUGUCAAUCAAUUUUAAUGAGGCGGAGCCAAAUUUGCUCAUACAGUUGUAAGUCAUGAUUGCUUGCAAGGAUUCGAAUUAAACUUGAAAUGCAUACAAAGGACAAGGUUCUAAGAUCAUUUGCAAAGAUUGGAGUGUGGUCUUUGUUUAGCUCAGAACUAUUUCUCAGGACCUGUAAAGCCAAUUAAGCUGAAAUUUUGUACGCUGCAAUGAGGUCCUUAUCUGUAUGGGGAAUUUUGAUGUUGAUUACUUAAAAAACAUGGCCAUCAUUGACCAAUCAGAUUUCAGCAGGCAUUUGACAGGGUUAAAGAACUAUUUUCACAAAGCUUGAAUGGUAAGUUUUGGUAGGGGUCUAUUAGUAUCUGAUGCAAUUACAUUUCUUGGAAAAUAAGGUGUAUAAAGAAAUUUAUUUGUUAGCCAGAUUCUGCUUUUGGACCAUUUAGCCAUUCAAAUGUUUGAUAAUUUGUGUAAGUCAAAUUUAUGUUAAUUUGCAUAAUUUUAUUAAGGUUGCAUUUAAGUAAGAUUGCGUUGGCCAAUUUGAGUAAAACUGCAUUAGAUCGUGCUGAUUGUGCUGAUACAUGCUGAUACGUGCUGAUACAUGAACAUCAAUUACAAGUUUCAUGACAACUAAUUUUAGCUGAAUGUUAACCUUUUCAAAUGCCUGCUGAAAACUGAUUGACUGAAGGCAGUCAUGUUUUUAAGUAAUUAGAAUAAUGACCUCAGAAUAAUGUCCGGUAUAAGUUUUGAGUGAAUCCAUGCAAGCAAUAAUGAGUUACUCUGUUAAACUGUUUGAAUAGAAUUAUGCUAAUUAAUCCUAGGACUUUCACUCACUAACUCACUCACCCACACACACAGCAUUUUAUUCCCCAGGGUCCAAAAGUGUGCCAUCUUCAUCUUUCUAUGUCAGCUGAAGAGAUAUAUGCAUUUUUAGUUAUAGCACCCCCUAUGGGCCCAUUCUUAUGAAAUUUGAGGGGUAACCAGAGUGUCUUACUAGUUCAAAGAAAUAGGACUGCAUUCAGAAGAUAUGGCUCUUACAUACAUGUUUGUUUAAUAGAUUAUUUUAAAAAAAUGCAACCCACCUUUGCAACAGAUUAAAAUGUAAUUCAGAUUGGCUUUACCUGGUUUACUCUAUUCUGAUUGGUUACAUUUACAUGCAGCCUAAUAAUCUGUCAAAUAGAAGAAUAAUAACCAUGUGAACUUGACAUUUGAUUACUUUUUAAUCGAAAUCAGUUGUUAUUUUUGAAUAAAUAUAUGUUUUAUAUCAAAUACUGAAAACAUAUAAUGUUCAAAAAUAGCCUGAAGAAUAACUCACAUGCACUUAUCUCUGCUGAGAACAAACAUGUCCAAACUUUGCACAGAAUCUUGCAGCAUAAGUAGUGAAAUUAACUUUCACUGUAGGACUUAUGAUAUUUGAGAUAUGAGACAAAGCAUGAAAUGCUUUGCUAUAGUGCCACAAUUAGGCUGAUUGGGCUCAUCUCUCUUGCCUGGCUGUAGGGCCUACGGUUUGGUCAGCAUGAUCAGUUUUAGUGGAGGAAGAAGAAGAAGAAGAAGAAGAAAAAUCCUAACAAAAACAAUAGGGUUACAAGCACUAUUUGCCUGGCUCCCCAAUUAUAGCUGCAAGCAGUGAUUUGCAGGGUACAAGCAAACUUCACAAUUAGCUCACCAAUGUGCCCAAGUCAUUCCAUUUCAUGCAGAACAAUAACAAGACAGCAGACGAACAUAGUUAUCAAGUUUUGGGUUUGGCCGAUGGUGGCCAUUUUUUUUUAAAAGUAAUUAGGUCAUCAUCAAAAAUCCAUUUGCAGAUUCAGCUUACCAAAUUUCAGCUUGAUGCGACUUACAUUUCCUGAGAAACAGAUAUCUGAGCGUAACUCAGCGUAACGUCCCUCUGUGUGUAAAUUUCACCGUGCAUCUUAUUUUCCAAGAAAUAUGUUUUGUAAGUCAAAACAUAAAUACCACCCCCCCACACCCCCCGGCCCCCCUGGCCAAUUUGAGUGACAUUGCAGCAGAUAGAAUUGGGUCCCUACCCAAACCUACCACUCAAGUUAUGUGACAUUGUUAACUCUUUCAAAUGCCUGCUGAAAACUGAUGGACCGAUGGCAGCCAUGUUUCUUAAGUAAUUAGGUCAACUUCAGAAAUGCCCUUACAGGAUAAAUAGGCAGAAUCCCAAAGUGCAUAUAGAUAAGAUCUCAUUUAUAUGGAAAUAUUGCAAAAAGGGCAUCAGGGCUUCAUCACUCUAGGAGAUUUAUAUAGAGGAGGUAUAAUGAAAUCCUUUGAUAACCUAUCACAACAAUAUGGCUUCAAUAAAUCUCACAAAUGUAGAUACUGUCAAUUAUGACAAGCACUGAAGCAAUUAUUUAGGCCAUACAUAAGGGCUCCCAGGUCAGCAGAAUCCUGGAAAUAGCUGGGGGAGGACGGGAGGCAUCUAAGUAUUAUAAUCUGAAGAUGAGUGGGGUAGAAAACAAAACUAUGACAGCACUUAAAGGAGUAUCGGAAAGAGAUUUGGGGAUUCAAUUUGAUGACCAAGCCUGGGGAAAAAAAUGUGAUUCUGGAUGCAAGCAUUCCAGAGAUGUAAGAGUAAAGCUGAUACCAUUUAAAAUACUACAGCGGUUUCAUUGGACCCCCAGCAGGUGUUGAGAAUGUAAUGGGAUAUUUCUGUCAAAGAAACCCUGGGGGACAUAGGGGUGUUAUCUGGACUGUUUAUGGCCCACAGAGAGUGGACGGCAACUGCGGUAAUGAUUGGACAACAGAUUCUUCUCAGGAGUUGGAGGAAUCUGGGAAGUCCUGCAUUGGAGAAAUGGAUUAUUGAGUUCAGAAAUGUUGCGGCUUAUGAACAUAUGCCAUACAGGGAUUAUAAGGAAGAAAAAUACCUGUCAAAGUGGGACACAUAUUUCACACAUGGCAAUAUAGAUAAUAAGUUACAAGGGAAUAUGUCCUUGGACAUAUGCUGUACAUAUGUUAUUAGUGGUACAUUGGAAAGGCAAUCAAGAGCCAUGCUUUCCAUAUUACAGAAGUGUUUUAAGUUGUAAGGAUUUCCUCAGAUGGUUUGGAUAGGAGCCUGGGGAAUGGGAUGAGGGGUGUAAGAUAUAUUUUUGUAUUGAUUGUUACAAAGGAGUUGUGUAACUUUUUGGAAAAUAAAAAAUUCAAGUCAUAAAAGAAUGCCUAUACAGAUUAGUACCAAAUUUGUAUGGUACACCGUACCAAAUUUCAGCUUGAUUGGACUCAUGGUUGCUGAUGUUAGCUCUGCCCCUUUAAUGACAGUGCACCAAAGUGUGCACAUGACCUCAGAAUAUCAUCUUAUAUAUGACUUUCAAGUUUCUACUUGAAAAUCCACUUGAGUUACAGCUGUUUAAGUAAAUUAGGCUCUGCCUUGUUAAGAAUUGAUUGACACGUGGUGGCCAUAUUGUUUAAAAAAGUCAACAUUUUUUGAUAGCUAUUGAAGUUCAUACUCUGCUGAAAUACACGGGGAGUGUAUUUUUUAUGUUGAAAAUGUUUAAUUAAUUUUGAAGGCAUCUUUGCUUUACAGCAUUUUUCACAUGUUCCUAAGACUUCUGCAUAGUAUUUUUCAAGUGAAGGCAGGCAAUAACUUCAAAUGUGAAAAGAUGCAAACAAACUUGGCUAGGACACAUGCAAAAGGAUAUAUAUUUAUACAUUACUAUGUUACUGCCUUUCCUUUUAACAACAUUUAGUGGUGUAUUAAUAUAUUUUUCAAAAUUCCUGUUAUGAUACCUUCUCUCUGUGUGGGACGUGAUGUUACACUGGAGCCAACAUAAUCACAGAAUUUCACACAGCUUCAAAUGAGAAAUAGACUUAGUCAUAUGUAUUUACACUCACUGCACACGUUAGGAGCACUAUACUAAUACAGGGUAGGGCCUCCCUUUGAUCUCAAUACAGCCUCUUCGUGGCAUGGAUUCCACAAGAUGCUGGAAACAUUCCUUUGAGAUUCUGGUCAAUGUUGACCAGAAUCUCAAAGGAAUUCAGACCCUUGCAUCACACAAUUCCUGCAGAUUUUUCAGGUGCACUUUCAUGCUGUGAAUCUCCCUUUCUACCACAUCCCAAAGGUGUUCUAUUGGAUUCAGAUCUGGUGACUGGGAAGGCCACUGGAGAACAUUGAACUCGUUCAUGAAACCAGUUUGAAACGAACUCUGCUUUGUGACAUGGUGCAUUAUCAUGUGGGAAGUAGCCUUUAGACAAUGAGUAAAUUGUAGCCAUGAAGGGAUGAAUAUGAUCAGCAUGGUUGGGUCCAUGGAGUCUUGCUGUUGGUGCCAAAUUCAGACCCUACCAUCAGUGUGCCUCAGCAGAAAUCUAGCUUCAUCAGAUCAGCCUAUGGUUUUCAAGUCUUCAACCGUCCGAGCCUGUGCCCACUGAAGCCUCAGCUUUCUGUUCUUGGCUGACAGAAGUGGAACCCUACGUGGUCUUCUGCUGUUGUAGCCCAUCUUGAAAUGCAUUCUGAGAUGCUCUUCUGCUCACCACAAUUGUACAGGGUGGUUAUCUGAGUUACUGUAGCCUUUCUGUCAGCUGACCAGUCUGGCCAUUGUCUGUUGAUCUCUCUCACCAACAAGGCGUCUCCGUCUGCAGAACUGCUGCUUACUGGAUGUCUUUUCUUUAUUGCACCAUUCUGUGUAAACAAAGUGACUGUUGUGCAUGAAAAUCCCAGCACUUAUAGAAAUACUCAAACUAGCCCAUCUGGCACCAACAAUCAUGCCAUGGUCAAAAUCACUGAGAUCACUUUUUUCCAAUUCUUGGUUGAUGUGACAUUGUCUGAAGCUGCAUGAUUUUAUGCAUUGCAUUGCUGCCACAUCAUUGGUUGAUUAGAUAACCGCAUGAAUGAGUAGGUGUACAGGUGUUCCUAAUAAAGUGUUUGGUGAGUGUACAUACAGUUGUAAAGAACAAGCUUACGACACAUCCUCAUAACUACCAAAGGAGGUCAUCAAAGGAGCUACCAGCAGUAGGGUCAGAAUAUCUCCCUAGACACAUACUAUGGAAGUCCACCCAUUAUUGAUAGAGGGCCAGUUUUCUGCCCAAGUACAUUCAUGUGGACUCUCUCCUGUCCUUUUUAGGUUACAUUUUUUUGGGUAUGCUGCAAAAAUAUCAGUUCUUCAUUUCUUUCCAGUAUGCCUAAUCAUGAAAACAGGAAAUAGCAACUACUUUGCAUGAUAAUUUAUUAUUAUGACUUGAUCUGCACUCAAGAUAUUAUUCUCAGGAAUAAUGAAGGAAAAGUCAAUGCAUUAUUCUGUGGUCACUCUAAUAUGGCAGUGGUAAUUAAAAUUAACUGAUGCAGACACAGUCUGCAAUAUAACUAUUGCAUUUCACUUUGUCAAAUUUGUAAUGUAUAGUUUUCAGAUUUUUCUCAUUAGUAGGUUGACACCUUAGUAACCAGACAACUUUAUUCUUCUUUAAUAUCUUAUUGCCACAAUUCAACUGUUCAGCAAGGCUGAUAAGCUGAGACAUUCAGCUCUACUCUAAGUUGCUUUGGCAAGAAAACAUUUGGAAAAUUAAUUAUUGUGAAUAAUUGUGUCAACAAUCUUGUAAUCUUUUUAAGUAUAUGGACCAAAAUAACUUUUACAGCUUUUAAAAUAACGUAGUUUCUAAAAAAACAGUUUUCAGAUGUUCUACAGUUUUAAGCUUUUUUUUUUCUCAAGAAAACUGUGAAUCUAUUCUUAAACUUUACUAAUUAUUGCAUUUUUUCCUCUACCAAAGUAAGUUGCACAAGACUUUUUCAUGCUUCAGGCAUUUGUUUGUCACAAACACCUCACUUCUAUAUGCACACAAAUGCAUUAAUUAUAGCCUUAUAAUUAUCUAUACAAAUGCAAUCAUAGCUGACUUGUCUCAUGAGUUAUAGCAGAUCGACUUGUGAGACACGUCAACCAUGAUUAUAUUGUUAGGGUUUUUUUUUUUUUUUUUUUUUUUUUAAAUCUGAUGUGUAGUCAGAAAGCCAGGGUUUUAUUUUUAAAUCUGAUGUGUAGUCAGAAAUGCAGGAUAUAUUGAACCUGCUUCAUGAGACAGGCCUCCUUGAGUCAAUCCUACAUCCUUUAAGUAUGUACCAAAUUGUAAAAUCUACUCAAGGAAGUAGGAGAUAGGACAGUUUGUAGAUAAAGUACACAGGUGUUUCCUAUAAGUCUUUAUUAUUUUGGCACAUGAUGUAAUCUUAUGGUAAUAUGACCCUACAUCUCCCAAAAAAACUAAUUUCAAUAAAUAAUACAAUAAUAAGAAAUGGGAAUGAAUAAAAUCAUUGGACGACAGUCAGUAAAAAUAAUUCUUGCUUUAAAAAUGAAGUUGAUUGUGUUAAUAAAUUUGAGUAGAGUCUUGUUUAGGCUAAAGCAAACACUUAAGCAUGUGAAAUAAUGUUUUAAUUGAGGUUAAUUCUUUGUGUAGGCCUAAUCUCUGUUUUGUAUAUGCAGAUAAGUUAUACAGUUAAUAAGGCUAGGUAACGUAAUUAAUAAGCGAAUUUACUUUUAGUGAGCAAGAACAUCGCAUUUGGCAAAUAUGUUCGUGCCUGAUUCCUCCUGCCCUUGUAUAUUUUGCUUGCAUUCUUUCCUUAAUUCAUUAGAGGGAGAAUCUAAGAAGCAAGGAAAAGAAACAUGAAAGUGCAAUUAAAAAAAUAAUCAUCCAGAGAUGUCAGACAUCAGUCGUGGAUUUGUUUUCUCUCUCUUGUAAUAAACUAAAUUCAGCCUAUUUAUGUAAUUACCACACUGUGAUGUUCUACCAGAUCAGUGAUGGUCAUGAUGAUUUGUGCUGAUAAUGGAAUCAAGGAUAUAGUGGAGUGCACAUGAGCCUAUGCAGAGAGGAAUAUUAAAUCUCUAAUCGUUUCCAAGAUGAAGUGAAUAAUGCAUAACAGUGAUUAUGAUUAUGUCCUUGCUGUUUUGUGUCUAUGAAUUCUAUUUGUGAUGAUUUGAUGUGGUGCUCUGUUCAUUCAUUUUAAACCAAUAUCAUGAUGUAUUUAUUUGUGAGUAUGAAUGCAAAGAAACAAAAUAAGGCCACAAAACUCAGAUGUUUAUGGUAAAUGGUACUCCAUGUAACCUAUUUAAAAUGCACACUGUAAGCAGUGGGAAUGUGUGAUAUAUGUAUGGUUUUUCAUUGUGUUUAGAGAAAACUACCAUACCCACCUUAACCCCUUGUGAUGUCCUCCCACUCUAUAACUGUUCCUACUGAGAAUCAUAUUUGGACAGAAGUGAAGGUUAAGCAGCAUUCACAAGGAACACUAUCCAUAAAAUAAAAUGCACCACUACCAUCAAUUUCAAUGAGAAUGAUGCAUUAAGAGACUGCUCACACCAACACAUGCCACUGUGUAAAAAUUAUACUCUGCAGUCUGUUAAAAAGGUUCACUAUAGUUGAACUUAUGGCAGAAUAUACACAAAUGUACACAGUAAGGGGAAAUAAGUAUUCAGACACAUAUUUUUUUCAAGUAUUUUGUUUUUGUUAUUUAAUAUAUAUCCAGCGCAUACAUCCACUUCAUGUUUACACAUAUAAUAUAUUGUACUUCUAAAUAUGGACAAAAAUCAUGCAUUCAUAAGCAUAAAGAUAUGUUUAAAAAACAUUAUAAGGGAAAACGUAUUUGGACACUAUAUUUUAAAAGAAAUUAAAUAUGUAUACAAAGUGGGGUCCAAAAGUCUGAAGCACAUUGAAAAACCAAAGAAAACAAAGAAAGCAAAUAAUAUCUUGAAAGUUUAGCAUCUUGAAUAUUUAAUAUUCAAUAUUCUGCACUAUUUCUAGGUUCCAUUUAAUAUGAGCAAAUUUGUGAUAUUGACAAAAGGUCAGAUUUUCCUCUUGCCUAAUCUUGUCUAUUGAAGCAUGUUUUCAGAUGACGUGGCAAUGGAUUUGAUCUAAAAUGGAUCAUAAGGUUUUGCUCAAACUUUUGGAUUCCAUGGCAGCUCGACUGCACACUGUCAUUAAAGCAGAAAGGGGAUAUACAAAGUCAAAAGACUUUGUAUGUAAAUUGUAUGUAUGACUUUUGUGUGUAAAUUUGAAGUGGAUAUAUACACUGAAAGUAUAUUAAAUAACAGAAGUGUCUGAAUACUUAUUUCCCUUCACUGUAUGUCAUUCAUUUUGGUUUUGAGGAAAAUGAAACAGAAAUAAAUAAGGUUGUCAGCCUAUAAUCAAA
Molecule: messenger RNA, 25974 nt
Organism: Pangasianodon hypophthalmus (striped catfish)
Lineage: Eukaryota; Metazoa; Chordata; Actinopteri; Siluriformes; Pangasiidae
Gene: reln
Product: reelin
Exons: 64
Coding region: 4471-14541 (3356 amino acids)
Biological process (GO): neuron migration; central nervous system development
Molecular function (GO): lipoprotein particle receptor binding
Source: RefSeq, a predicted model, not a curated record